AUGAACGCUCCCGACAACAACACCCAAGGAGCCAAGCGCAAGGCUGAAGGCGUUCCAGAUGGCGGUCGUGGCCAGAAGCGUCCAGCUAUUCAGCUGUUCUCUCCUCGUCGCAUCAUACCAGCAUUGACUACCGCAGGUGCCACCAACACGGUGUCUCAGCUGCGACCCAUCAAGGCAGGAAAGAAGUCUAAGCCAGAUCUCUUCAUCAACAAGCAAAAGCCUGCUCCACCAACUACACCAACACAUGCUGCUGAUGGACCGCCACCAAGCUCUGCAGGUCCUGGUCCAGUUCCAAGAAGGGCUGCUACUCCCGGUCAGGCUCCGUCGUCGAAGACUGCUCCUCUAGUUCCGACUUCAUCCUCGAAGGCUGCUCAGUCCCGUCCGAUAUCAGGCCCAAAGACUACUACGACCACUCCCAACUCGAAGAUACCUCUGCCCAACAUAUCGUCGAACGGAGCUGGCUCACCACCAAAGGCCGUUCGACCGGCUGUCAAGGAUCAGCAGAAGGGGGGUCCGUACAAGAAUGCCCAAAGACCCGAGCCAGGACCAUCACACGCACCACCGCUUCGACCAGCCGAUGCUCCGGAUUUCCACACCACUGCCGCUGAUGGCAGCUCCAACGACCACAAGGCGUACCUCGCAUGCCAACAAGAGACCCGGGAUAAGUGCGACUCCUACCUCCAGAAGGCAGCGGUCGUCCUCGGCGAACCCUGCACUUCCACACGUCAGCUGCUGUUUCUGGGCAAUCAUCCAAAGCGUAUGCCCCUAGCCGCGCGCGACAACAGCACCGAGUACCUCGAGCACAGUUCGGAGCUGCUCGAGGUCACUGGUGGCAAGCAGAGUUCGGCCUUCUUUUGGCAGGGUAAAGUUUCGGAGAAACGAUACGGCACCAAGCUUGCUGCGUUGAGCCCAAACGAUCUGAAGGAGGCGGUCUAUCAGGCGCGACAUGCAGUGGGAAAUGCCGCAAAUGAGGCCCGUCGACAGGACAGAGUUCAGCAGACCAAGAUCCAGAAGAAGACGCAUGAGACUAUCAAGAAGGGGCGAGCCAACUCAUUCCAUUUGUGA
Molecule: messenger RNA, 1065 nt
Organism: Fulvia fulva
Lineage: Eukaryota; Fungi; Ascomycota; Dothideomycetes; Mycosphaerellales; Mycosphaerellaceae
Exons: 1
Coding region: 1-1065 (354 amino acids)
Source: RefSeq, a predicted model, not a curated record